CUUGUGAUCAAGUCUCGGAGUGUACAACAGAGAGACGAGGAGAAGCUUCUCUGCAACAAACUCAAACCACUCGGACUAUUCUUGUGAAUUUUCCUCUUACGGAUCAUAAAACAAGCGAAGUCUGCAAACAUGCCGGUAUCGAGGAUGAGGAUGAGGCCAUGGCUGGAGAAGAUGAUCGAGUCAAACUCCAUCUCGGGUCUGAAUUGGGUGGACAAGGAUAAGACAAUGUUCACAAUUCCCUGGAAGCAUGCAGCUCGGCACGGCUGGGAGCUGGACAAGGACGCAUGUCUGUUCAAGGAGUGGGCCAUCCACACAGGGAAAUACGCGGAGGGGCAGACCUGCGACCCAAAGACGUGGAAAGCCAACUUCCGCUGUGCAAUGAACUCACUGCCUGACAUCAAGGAGGUGAAAGACAAGAGCAUCAACAAAGGCCACCAAGCCAUGCGUGUCUUCAGGAUGUUGCCCGCCACCCUAAAAUCUAGAGAUAAACGAAGCAAAGCCAAGGAAACAAAGCCAAGGAAGAAGAGCUCAGUUGUCAAGGUGGAGGAAGACGUGGAAGACUACAGUGAUACUCAGUCCCCCAUGGAUCAGUCGGAAGACACUUUUUCCACUCAGGAGAACACAGUCGACAGCACAGUGAACACAGAGCAGCCAGAUUUAUCAUUUUUUACUCAAUCUGAAGUUCCUGACUGGUGUUCAUCAGUUGAAAUCGGGAGUGAGAGCAUUCACAACAACUACUGCCACAGAUUUCAAGUUUCACCAGACCACAGUGAUUCCGACUUUCCUGAAGAAAUAAUUAAGAUUUGCGAGCAACUGGAGGCAGACCUAAGCUGGACGAGCAGUUUAGACGGCAGUGGGUUCCUGAGCAAUGAAGUAUGCACCACUCCAAGCAGCCAGUGGAGUGAAUCUUCCUCAGACGAACUAGACGACAUGCCACAUUACACAACUUUGGGCUGCACAAACGGCAUAGACGAGUUCUGCAGCAGCAAUUACCCAUUCAGGACGGGACAUUGCUUUGACACUUUCAACUUCUAAAGGACUCUUCCCGCCCACAAAUCCCUGACCCCGUUUCUCAGUUGACUCACCCAUCGUCCUCAUCUUCGUCAUCCUUCCACUCCGUGAUGGGCGUUGUCAACACCUUAAGCUAAAACACCACACACCCGUGGUGCCGGCGUUUGACGCUCCAUAGCAAGAGACCUCUCCUCAUCUCCCUCAAGCUUUCUGUCAAGUUAUGAAGUGCACUGCUGUGUUGGAGGAACUCACAUGCUGUUCAUUCUCUAUGUUUUUGGCUGGUUCAAGGCAUUCCGGUGCUCAGUUUUCGUGAUAGCGAGGUGCAGUUGCACAGAAAUCUGUUUUGCUCAGGCAGUCUAUGUACAUGAACAUACUCAGCCGUGAAUGCAUUAAAGGUAGCCAACUCAAAAUGCAAGUAGGAUCAUAUUCAGUCUGCUCAACAUUUGAGAGGAUUGUUAAUGUACAGUAUCAAAUCAUUAUCACAAAAAAACCUUUUUUGUCCUGUUAUCUGCAAGAGUGAAUUUUAGUUUGAGGGAUACAACAUUUGGGCAAACAUCUGGUGAAAGUUUCACUUCAAAAUCAUUUUGUUUGCUUUAACAGAAUUGUACAUAAUUUUUGUAUAUAGUUGUUUUUGUUUCUGUGAUUUUAUAAAAUAAAACAUCCAAAUGUGAA
Chelmon rostratus (copperband butterflyfish) is the source of this 1683-nucleotide messenger RNA. It is a transcript of the gene irf1b, whose product is annotated as interferon regulatory factor 1b. The transcript is spliced from 10 exons. Gene Ontology annotation, cellular component: nucleus. Bases 130 to 1035 code for a protein of 301 amino acids. The record is from RefSeq and is a predicted model, not a curated record. Lineage: Eukaryota; Metazoa; Chordata; Actinopteri; Chaetodontiformes; Chaetodontidae. Gene Ontology annotation, biological process: immune system process; regulation of transcription by RNA polymerase II. Gene Ontology annotation, molecular function: DNA-binding transcription factor activity, RNA polymerase II-specific; RNA polymerase II cis-regulatory region sequence-specific DNA binding.